Messenger RNA from Condylostylus longicornis, 1835 nucleotides. Its product is annotated as zinc finger protein 569-like. NCBI's taxonomy places the organism in Eukaryota, Metazoa, Arthropoda, Insecta, Diptera, Dolichopodidae. The record is from RefSeq and is a predicted model, not a curated record. Gene Ontology annotation, molecular function: DNA-binding transcription factor activity, RNA polymerase II-specific; RNA polymerase II transcription regulatory region sequence-specific DNA binding. The coding region runs from base 196 to 1599 and encodes 467 amino acids. Gene Ontology annotation, biological process: regulation of transcription by RNA polymerase II. The transcript has 4 exons. Gene Ontology annotation, cellular component: nucleus.
UUUUGGUAGCGCUGGAUAUAACGCUGGAUGCUUAGAAAAACUUUGUGGCAAAAUUUUGUCAGAUUUUCUGUGAAGUCAAUAUGGUAACGUUGAUAUACAACGGCUCAAACAAUUCUUGACAGUGGUAACCCUGGUUAGCAGAUGAGAAAUAUGAUUUGACAUAUUUACAUUAUCAAAGUGAGGAAGAGUUCUUAAAUGUCCAGAAUUUCAAUUGAAGUCCACGGUGCUACAAUUCUUAAAUAUUUGAAAAACAUGGAUAUGGAUCUUUUGUGUUCUGAUUAUUACAAUUUAUUUGAUUCCUUAGAGGAAUGGGGUCAAUUCGGGAAUAAAUACGAUGAAAAAGGAAUAAAAAGCAGUUCCGGACUCAUAAAAUUCGGAGAAAUACUCUAUAACGAAAGUUCAACUUCAUUGGUGUAUAUUUGUGAACUUUGUCAUAAGAGCUUGCAAACAAUAUCAAAUUUUUGUGAUCAUAUUAAGGAUGUGCAUGAUUUUCAAACAAAUAAUCUAGUUGAAGUGUGUGACAAAGAAACUAUAAAUUUAUCAUCUAUAAAUGAUAAAAUCAGAAAACUUUCUACCGAUUCUAAAAUACCAGAUACGGAAGUACAUGCAAAGAAUGAAAUCCCAAAUGAGAAUUUAAACAACGAAGAAAAUUACUUUGUCAUUCCGGUAUCUGCUAUUAAAUUUGAAGAUGAUUCAUCAAGUCUAAAUAUGCAACUUAAAGAAAGCGAAGAGUUGAAUAAUAAGCGUGCAAGAAGUCCAUCUAUUAUGAGGAAGAUCAAUAAAGAUUCACGACCGAUUGAUUUUAUCAGCAAUCCUUGGCAUUGCGAAUGUGGAAGAGUUGUACCGAUAACACACAAAUAUCAGCAUAUGAAAAGUCACAAUGAUGUUCCUAUUUAUGAAUGUGAAAUAUCUGGGUGUUUUGACAUUUUUUUUCGACAAAGUGAACUUAAUGAGCAUUAUGAACUAAUUCAUAAUUCGAAAGAUCCCAAAAAGCCUUUUAGUUGCCAAUUUUGUCAAAGACAUUUUUCAAACAAAAAAAAUUAUACAACACACGUAAAAAGAAUUCACUUAAGUGAUCCUCGACAUCAUACAUGCCCAUACUGUCAUUAUUAUUUUUAUUCAAAAUCGUAUUUACAACAGCACGUGUAUAAAAAACAUCAACAAAAUUUUUCAACAGAUAAAGAAAUUACGUCUGUACAAGGCGAUAGUGCGCUGAUUGAACAAGAUAAUUUUCCAUCAGAAGAUUUCUAUUCUGACAUUGAAGAACCAAUUAAGAAUGAUAAAUAUUUAUGCAAAUUUUGUAAUACACAUUUGAGUUCAAACGAGAAUUUAUUAGCCCAUAUGGAAAAAUUACAUAAUAUUAAAGAGAUCUCCUUGUGUCGCGUUUGCGGAUGUGACAUAAAUUCCGUUCUACAUGAAAACAAUUGUCUUAGUGGGACUAAAAUUAUUUCGGAAGGAUGUACUGACGAAAAAAUGUCUCCAAUAAUAUUUAGUGUCAGUCAUGAACCAUCAUUGAAACCGGAAACUGAUGAAAUAGGUGAAAUUCCGGAUGACGAAAUGGAUUUCUUAAAGUUUCUAAAUGUUGAUUUUGACAGGUAGCAGUUAUACGAAAAAUGUUAGACUUAAUAAAUUACAUUUCUGACUGGAAAGCCUUUCAAAUUAUAUAAAUUAAACAAUAUUAUUUAGUUUGAGAAAAUUAUAUAAAUAAAUACUUACCUACCUAAAUACAAAAAAAAAAUUUUAUAUAACUUAGAAAUGAAUUAUCUUUAGAUGGUGUAAAGCUGUGAGUUAGAUAUGUACGUAUAUAAGGUCUGUCCGGUAUAAUUAAAAACUUA